ACCCUCAAGUUGAAGGCGCCUGGUUUGCAGGCUUCCUGACGGCAUGCCCAGCGCUCCCCCAGCGCUCACCCAGCCUUACCUUAGUAGAGGCGUCAGGCCGGUUGAGAAUGAUGAAAAGCUGGCUCUCUGAUUGAAGAAGCACAUGGCCUACACAGGAACGACACUGCAGAACAGCUACACUCUUUCACCACGAUCUUGACAAUGGGUGCAAGGCAGGCCCUUUGUCUGCUUGCAUCUUUUGUGUUCGGUGUAGGGCUUGUGAGCACAGAUUAUGUAGUAACGGGGCCUAGUCCUGGCCCUGCCAUACCUCCAGGUCAAUGCCCUUACGUUUUCAAAGAUGUCAAUGUCAAGUACGCCCAGGGUUUUUGCCCCACAGAAGCCCAAGCUAAAAACGUUGUCUUCAGCUCGUCAUGCUGCAAUGUUCUGGACGGGCUCCUCUUUCAGAGCAGGGUGCAGCUAGCUAACGAGACUGGAGUCCUGCUGCUGCCGCAGUCAUCCGCUGAUGCAUGCAUUAAGGCGGCCGCAGAGGCAUUUGGUCCAGGGGCUGAACAGCUGUUUGCCACAUGUGGUAUUAACAGCACUCUCCUGUCAAUUGAGAACGGAGCACCCUGCGGAGCGGAACUUUUGACAGUCUAUGACUUUUGGGAAGCUUCGAGCCACUAUUUCCCAGGCAUCACAGGCGCAUCGUGCUUCCAAGCAAGCGACUGCACGACAUGUACGGCUCAAGUCAACGCAAAGAUUGCCUCUCUGAGGGGCAACACGACUCUGCUCACCUCCCCCGCUUGUCAAGCACUCGGCCAGAUCGCAAUGACGGCUGCGGCUUACCCCGUCGUGGUUGCCAACGGGAUCUCGGGGUGCGUCAAGAAAGUGCCGAUUCUCAAGCUGGACCAGUCGCCGGUCUGCGACUCCUUGAACUGGGACGAGAUCGACUUCUCUUCGGUAGCCCUCAGUUGCGGGUCGGCGCAGAUACGCAGUGACCGGUGCUGCGAUCUGUUGUUGGGCAUCGGCGGCCAGGCGCUUAGCAUCUACGCCAACCGCACCGGCCAUCCAAUGCCACAGGACCAGGCCCAACCGUGCCUCGCCGAAGUCGACGCGCGCCUAACCAAAGCGGGCGUCACGACAAGCGUGUAUCAGCGAUGCAACCUGACGCCAUUCCCGCUCCUCUUCUCGGUCGGCUGCUACAACUACUCCAACUUCGACGCCCGGAUCCCCGACCGCCUUCUGCUGCCUUCGGGGGACGCGUGCACCCCUAACCAAGCCAACUGCUCCAACAGCAUCUGCCAGGCGCAGUUCGACAUCGCGUCGACGUUCCUAGCGAACUCGUCUGACCCCCAGGUUUACAACCUGUGCAAUAUCAUGGUGUUGAUUCAGUACCUCUCGCGGUUCGACUCUUUGAGCGAGAUCACCGCCCGCCUGAACUGCAUCAUCUAUUACCCGGAGCCGCUCGCGCUUGGCGUCCUGGCCCCAAAGUCGAGCGCCUUGACGACGUCAGCAAUAGCUGCGAUCAUCGCCACUUGCGUUGCAGUGGUGCUCAUAGUCGCAGUCGUUGUUGUCGUCUACAAGAGGCGCUCCUUGAAGGACGGUUUCGAUGAGUGUCUCGGCGGCGGGACGAAGAGCUCAAAGCAAUGGACGGGGAUCCCCGGGCUCACGUUAGAAAGCUACAGUUUCUCUACCUUAAAAAGGGCGACCAAAAACUUUAGUGAGGACCGGUUGCUGGGGCGGGGUGGCUCGGGGAAGGUGUUCAUGGGAGAGCUCCGGGGCAAGCUGGUCGCCGUCAAAGUCAUCACCAGAGAAGCCCUUGCGGGAGGCGCCAAGGAGUUUCAAAACGAGGUGUUGUCGAUGGCGCGUUGCCGUCAUCGUCACCUGGUCAGCCUCGAAGGCUGCUGCAACUCCCCACGAAACUAUGUCUUGGUCUACGAGUUCAUGGAGAACGGGAGUCUAGACGACCAUUUGUACCCGCCAAGAGGAGGGGCACACAACACACCAGACGGAGCCCAAACCCGCUUCCUGGACUGGCCGACAAGAAUGAAGAUUGCACUCGGGGCAGCUCAAGGGUUGGCUUUCCUCCAUGAGGGUUGCAAGCCCCGCAUCCUUCACCGCGACAUCAAGCCGAGCAACAUUCUCUUGGACUCCGAUUUUGAGGCCAAGGUCGCCGACUUUGGACUGGCCAAGCUGACUACGGACGGCGACACCCACCUCACCGCGAGCAUCGCCGGCACGUGGGGCUUUAUGGCGCCCGAGUACGCGUCAUCCGGCCGCCUGACCGACAAGAGUGACGUGUACAGCUUCGGGGUGGUUCUGCUGACGUUGGUUGCGGGACGGCGGCCGAUAGAGCCCCUCGAAGCGCAGGACAAGGUUUACCUCAUCGAGUGGGCUUGGACCUUGGCGGAAGCGGACGCACUGCCGGAGCUGCUAGACGUCAGGCUGACGUCAGCGCUGAAGGAACACGCCGCGGCCAUCGACAACGUCACACGGAUCGCGCUUCUUUGCAUACACUCGCAAGUCAACCUGCGGCCGACCAUGGUCGAGUGCAUCGCCAUGCUCACCGGUAAGGCCCCAGUGCCAGCCCUCCGCCCGGGGCUGAUUUUCACGCCAUCCUCGUUAGCGACACCGGGACCCAGCAGUGACUGGAACAGCACGGACGGGAGCGCCGGGUGGUCGGGGGUUUCCCGGGGGGUGUUAAGUAACCAGAGCGUGGUUAGCGGGCACAGCAUGUUGAGCAACCAGAGCUUGUCGAAGAUUGAGUUCGCCGGACGGACCGGGGGCAUCGAAGCGGAUGACUUGGAGCCCGGCAUGGGGACGUAGCAUGAUAGUGUGUUUGAUGACAAACUCGGUAUGACUUCCAAGAAACGAAGAAAGUGCCAGAGCACGCCGCAGCGCGGUCUUGUUCUUCUAGCACACUCGUUUUUGGCUGUUGAAUACUAGAUAUUUUGAGUUGUAUGGUAGUAUUCUGCUUCCAGAGAUGGAGCUAGGAGUCAGCGUUUGAAAGUUUUGCGACCGGAUGACACCAGGGGCGAGCGGUCACGAGCAGCCGCGCAAGGGCGCUGCAUUCAAUGCGUUAAGAACAAGAACACGGAGUGACCCCAGUCAGUUUCUAUUCAAUGCCGGCAGUAUGAUUAGCGUAGCCCCAAUACUAGCCCUAAGGAAUUGUUUCUGUAAUAUUUGUUCUGAAUCUGAAUUUUACCGGGUGCAAACUAGGUAUUGGGAUAUUGGGGUACAACCCCGGAUCCUAAGACAAUUGAUCGCUUGUAGGCUUGUUAACCAUGUACACCUAACGGUUGCAGAU
Molecule: messenger RNA, 3286 nt
Organism: Klebsormidium nitens
Lineage: Eukaryota; Viridiplantae; Streptophyta; Klebsormidiophyceae; Klebsormidiales; Klebsormidiaceae
Source: the annotation of a GenBank genome assembly